This is a messenger RNA of Cylicostephanus goldi, 531 nucleotides long. The record is from the annotation of a GenBank genome assembly. Lineage: Eukaryota; Metazoa; Nematoda; Chromadorea; Rhabditida; Strongylidae.
UUAGCAAUGGCAGUCAGCGAAGCCAAAAUGAGGGGAAGUGCCGUGUCGGAAGAAAUUUGCGAAAUGAAUGGUGGGGAUAGUCGCAGUUGGGGGAGUUGCGGAGCGUUGCCGUCCUCUUUUGAUCCAAAUAAUCGAAAGUACAAGUGUUGCUGUGGUCAUGUUCAUGCUACGACGGGUAUGCAGAUAAUUCUCGCUUUGCUCAGCAUUACGGUGUUAUUCGACAUGUGGCAAGUUAUAGGGGGACUAGCCUCCUCACCGAAGCUUGAUAAGUAUGACAUGAUUAGUGUAGCAGUUCGAUUUGCUAUUGGAGCUGGUAUCACAGGAAGUAUACUGGUAUCUCUGGUUACGGAAAGAGCUGCACUUCUGAUCCCAUACUUACUGUUGCAAGGCGCUGGCCUAGCAGCAGGUCUCGUAUUCCUCGUCGCGUUUUUGUAUAUCUCAUUGUUUGGUGAUCGCUCUACGGCUGCGUCCUUUCUUCGUUCACAUGGCCAUAGUAUCAAGUCGAAGGAGGACCUUCAGCUCAGUAAGUAG